CCCUAAUUCGCCCUUGUACCGUAUCCAGACAAUUCAACGCGCAUUAUAUCGAUUUUUCCAGACAGUCAACCCAGUUUAUAUUGUGUUUUUGCCUGUGUCCCGAAAUAGUUUAGUGUGUUUGUGUCAUAUUUUCGCUAGAUGAAAAAUAUGAGAACAAAAAGCAGAAGUAGAUUUUGAAAAAAGAAACAUACACAAAAUUUAAUUAUGCCAGAAACCUAUAACGACCAGCACCAGCUUAUCUUAUCCCUGCUGUGUAUAGGAGGAUUAAUAGCUUCAGCAAUUUUCUAUGCCAAAUUGGGUACUUCCAAUGGGUACCUUGAUGAUAUCAAUAAUAUAACUGAAACACCUGACAACUUAACACAAAACGCGGGAAGCAAUGCAACAAACUCCACCAAGGUGAAAUUGGCAAUCAAACCACAGCCAGCUUGCCCUCCUCAAGACAAAUUCUUAGAACUGAGCGCUCUAUGCGAUGAAGUUUUAGUUGCGAAAUUCAGCUGCACACCUGAAGAUAUAAUGAAUCCGGCCAAGCAUAAAAUUCCAAAGUUUUAUUACCAGCAACAGUCAGUGAAGAAUAAUUCCAGUAACGAGACACAAAAUACAAUAGUAAACUAUAUAAUAGCUGCUCUACUUAUCACCUCUCUGGGAGCUGCCCUGCUCGAAUUCUACAGAGCAAAAAUCUCUCCGACCCCCAGCGUCGAUAAGCGCGGUUCCAAGACGCUCCUGAACCGCAAAUGCUCUCUGGCCGAUCUCACUGUGCUGAAGCACCACCGCAAAGAACUGGUGCGCAGAGAGAGCAUCCUGGAAAGUCAAUUCGAGGAGGGCGACUCGACGCAGAACCACUUCCAGGGUUCGAAACCAUUUCCGCUGCUCCGUAGAUGUUCGUUUCCAGUUUCACUACCAUCUGACGGCGCAUCGGUGCAGGGAGGAUUCGCAGGAUCUCUGGCGCGCAGGAAACUUUCAAUUGCCGAAGGCGGUCGGAGAUUGUCGAUAGUCAAUGACGGAGGCAGUAGGAAGUUAUCGAUAGUUAAUGACGAAAGCAUUUUAUGGCGUAGAGGUAGCUUGGUUGGAGGCGAGGACUCUUCGCCCGAGAGAAAAGUGCAUCAUUCCAGGCUUGUGCAUAGGCACUGAUUUGUCUUUUUCAAAUCCAACAUAAGUAUAUCUGAUAAUAACCCUUCAGUAACGAAUUUAGAAUGUGUAUUUCUAAACGUGAAGUUUUUAUAUUUUUAUUGUCAAUGAAAUUUAUUUUUUAUAAGAACCCUUUUUGAUGUCUAUACCUACCUAUUAUGUACUACCUAAUAGCACAAGAAUGGUCAAUAUUUCUUGAAGAUGCAUGUUGAUAUAGGUAUUUCUCGAGUCUUUCUAUAAAUGCUUAAUAUUUUUCUCAACAAUAUAGUGACAAUAUCAACUAGAGUCUAUGCACGAUAACUUUAUAUUUUUUUAAAGCCUGAACAUCGAAUGAAUUUAGAUCAAAAGAGUCCUCUAUCCAAUCAAAAAAAUAGAACACAAACUCAUUUUUAGAAUAAUUUUAAGUGAUGUUUCUAGUCAUGUUAGUUUUAAGUAAAUUAAUAAUAUUGUAAGUAAAUUUUAAACUAUUA
Ceutorhynchus assimilis (cabbage seed weevil) is the source of this 1595-nucleotide messenger RNA. Lineage: Eukaryota; Metazoa; Arthropoda; Insecta; Coleoptera; Curculionidae. The record is from the annotation of a GenBank genome assembly.